This is a messenger RNA of Periconia digitata, 1568 nucleotides long. The record is from the annotation of a GenBank genome assembly. Lineage: Eukaryota; Fungi; Ascomycota; Dothideomycetes; Pleosporales; Periconiaceae.
UUGCUGUGUUUCUUUGCAACUCAUUGUUCGCAUUCAUUAUCAAUAAACAUGGCUGAGCAGGCUGGAAACACUAUCAAAGGCUUCUUCUUGGGCUCGACUCCAAAGGCUAAAGAUGAAAGAAAGCUUGUGCAAAAAAUUGAUUUCUUUAUCCUGACUUUUUGUUGCUUCGCUUACUUCUUCAAUUUCCUCGACCGGGCCGCAUUUGCCAAUGCCUACGUUGCUGGAUUAAGAGAGGGCUUGAAAAUGAAGGGGCAAGAUUAUAACACCGUGUUGGCAGUCACCACCGCAGGCAUGGCUGUUGGUCAGAUCCCACACGGCCUCAUCAUCCAGAAAAUCCGCCCUAGUAUCUGGCUUCCGUCUAUGGUCACGGUCUGGGCCCUGUUGACGAUGGUCAGCGCUGCGGUCAAGACAUUUGAGCAACUCUGCGUUAUCCGGUUCUUCCUUGGUCUCGCUGAAGCAAGUACAUACUCUGGAGCCAUGUACAUCUUGGGAUCAUGGUACAAACCUCUGGAGAUCGGCAAGCGCACGGCAAUCUUCAGCGCCGCUGGUAUGGCAGGAACGAUGUUUGCUGGAGUCAUGAUGGUAGCUAUCUACAAGGGCAUGCACGGAAUGGGAAACCUAGCCGGCUGGCAAUGGGUGUUCAUCAUCGACGGAAUCAUCACGCUUCCUAUUGCCGUUUUCGGUUUCCUUUACUUCCCUGACAUCCCCGAAGUCACAAAAGUCAGCUACCUAAGCGAGAAGGAGAAAGAGAUAGCAGUCGCACGUCUACCGCCCAUCAAAGCAGGUGGACAUAGCAUUCAUCCUUGGUCACUAGCUAAGCGCGUGCUUUGCACCAAGCAAUUCUGGAUUCUCUUCUUCUGGUCCCCCGUCUGCGCCACCCUCGAAAUCUACAGCGUCCAGAACAACUUCCUGCUCUGGCUCAAAUACCAAUCCGCGAAUUUCACACAAUCACAGAUCAACACUUACCCACUGGGUGUUCAAGCCGUAGGUAUCGUAUCGAACAUGUUCGCGGCCUGGUACAUGGAUUUCACAGGCACGCGCAUUCCCAUGGCCAUCCUCGCGGUCAUACUGCAGCUUGUUGUUGCCACCAUGUUACUCGUUCCUACUCUGCCCUUCGCGGGUACCUUCUUCGCCUUUUACUUGUCGGGGACUGCGUAUAUGGUUCUUCCGCUGAUCUUUGGUUGGGCCAAUGUCAUUCUGCAACGCAGUGGUGACGACGCGGUUCGUAGCGUCACGCUUUACUGCAUGAAUAUUGGAUCGAUGGUUCUCUAUACUUUCUGGGGCAUUAUUCUUUACUCGGCAGAAGACGCGCCCUAUUGGAAGAAGGGCUCUAUUGCUAUGAUAGUCUGCUGUUUCGUUAUGUUGGGUUACAUGUGGUUGGUUUGGAAGCUUGACAAAGAAACACUUCAGAAAUAUGGUGAUCGUGCAAAAAAUGACCUUGAGUCGCCUUUGCCGGAGAAUGACGCAAAGGAGGAAGGGUUGAACACAGCCGUUAAAGAGGUGUCGCCAAAGUAAUUGUAGUCGAGCUUAUUAUUCAUACGAAUCGGUGACACGACAGUCCCCCGGAU